ACCUCAGGUUGAUAACAAUCGGCUUCGGCAGUGACGAGGCUCAAAAGCUAAUCCUGCUGGUUCCAACUCAAAACAGCCAACACUUGAGGCCGCACUACAUAAAUGAUCCUAAAAUUCCUGUUCGGGCUGUUUGGAGGCUUGCUUCUGCUGAAGCUGUACUUUGGGCACAGCAGGAAAAAGUGCGUGAAUAAUGUGAGUUUGCUCGGGAAAACUGCCGUUGUUACCGGCUCGAAUACAGGAAUCGGUUUGAGGGCUGCUUUGGAGUUGGCAAAACGGGGCGCCCGAGUGCUUUUGGCCUGCAGGGAUCAGGAACGUGCUGAGCUGGCGAGAGCGGAAAUUGUAAAACUUACCGGAAAUGACAGUGUGAUUAUUAAGCUGGUGGAUUUUUCGUCGCUAGCUUCAGUGGAAAAAUGCGCCAAAGACAUCCAAGAGAAUGAGCCUAAAAUCGACAUCCUGGUUAACAACGCUGGAGUUGGAGGCCUGAUCGACAAGUACACUGAGGAUGGGUUGAACAUCUGCAUGCAAGUGAACUACUUUGGGCCCACGCUGUUCACCUUUUUGCUUUUGGAUCUGCUGAAAAAGUCCUCAAACAGCCGAAUAAUCAACGUGGCUUCGCUGCUGGCAAAAAUGGGCAAUUUCAGCGUAAAAACCAUCAACCAAUAUGCUGGCAGGUAUGGAACUUACGCCAACUCCAAGCUGUGUAACAUUUUUUUCACCGUCAAGCUGGCCAGAGAACUCAAAGAUGCCAGAAUCAGCGUCUUUUCCCUCCAUCCUGGAGCAGUGAAAACCGACAUAUUCCGAAGACUCAAAGGCUGGAGAAGAGCCCUUCUGGACCUUGUAGCGUACUUCACCUUUAAAAGUCCAGAAGAGGGAGCCCAAACCGUAAUCUAUCUUGCAACUGAACCAAACUUGGAAAAUCUGAGUGGACGCCACUUUGACGAUUGCGAAGCUGUUGCUGCAUACGCUUCAGCGGAAGAUCCGCAGCUGAUUGAGGAUGUUUGGAGCGAAACUUGCAAAUUGCUUAAAAUUGAUCCAAAAAAAUACAUUUAAUUUCAACUUUCGGCCCUAUAAAUUCUUUAAUUAAAUUUUCAUGCCCUCUUUGAGGAUUUUAAACAUAAACUGAAACAUAACUGAUGUUGCCAAAGUGUUUAGCGCUCGAGUGUUGUAAGUAUAAACACUAAUGUGUUGAUUAUUUGGGGCCAGAAAGUGAUUCUUAGUGCAUGGGACAGAACGAACCACAAGUAAAACUGAGAUUAUCAACAAAAUGUUAUCCAGCUAUAAAUUUAUGAAAAAACAUUGCUAAAACAAAUCAUAGAAGUUCGCAUUAAACAGGAAAUUUCAAUGAACGCCGCGAAAUUAAAACGUGUAAUUAAAGCGAAAUUGCGGCAUUAAUAAAUAAUAAACAGGGAAUAAGUUA
Molecule: messenger RNA, 1417 nt
Organism: Dendroctonus ponderosae (mountain pine beetle)
Lineage: Eukaryota; Metazoa; Arthropoda; Insecta; Coleoptera; Curculionidae
Product: dehydrogenase/reductase SDR family member 13
Exons: 6
Coding region: 103-1050 (315 amino acids)
Source: RefSeq, a predicted model, not a curated record